Molecule: messenger RNA, 5802 nt
Organism: Perognathus longimembris pacificus (Pacific pocket mouse)
Lineage: Eukaryota; Metazoa; Chordata; Mammalia; Rodentia; Heteromyidae
Gene: Per1
Product: period circadian regulator 1
Exons: 23
Coding region: 1127-5242 (1371 amino acids)
Biological process (GO): negative regulation of transcription by RNA polymerase II; entrainment of circadian clock by photoperiod; circadian regulation of gene expression
Cellular component (GO): cytoplasm; nucleus
Molecular function (GO): transcription corepressor binding; transcription cis-regulatory region binding
Source: RefSeq, a predicted model, not a curated record
AAACCGGAAGUAGCCCUGUGGCUCAAGUGGUACAGUGCUAGCCUUGAGCUGAAGAGCUUAGGGUUCAGCCAGGAACGGGAGUUCAAGCUCCAUGACAACCCCCCCCCCCCAAAAAAAAAAGCCUUCUUUCUAUUCACCUCUGAAGUUCCUUCUCCAUACCUAUUAUUAUUAGAAACAAAACCAUUUGCUUAUAAUCACCUACCAUGUGUCAGGUCCUGUUUGGUGAAUGUAAAGUAGGUGAGACAGAUGAGAUGGCUUCUGGGUCCUUGAAUCUUGGCUUUCUCUUUUCCAAGCAAUGAGGAUAUGAAGCACUUGUCACCAUACCUUUUUCUGUGUAGGGCCUUACUGGCCUCUUCUCUCUGCCCCCCUACCUCCUCCCUAUGUAGCCCUUGCUUCCAAGUCCCCACCUUUGCCCCUUCCCACUAGUGGGUGGCUGCAUCUUCUAAAGAAAUACUAGUCACCAAGUGGGCUGCUUAGAGCCCUUUUCUCUGAUUGGCCAUUGAAGCACCUGCUGUUGUUUUCCUUCACAACCUCCAGUGGCUCUGGCUCCUCUUUCCAUGGUCUUCAUCCUCCCAACACCUUUUCUUCUCAGUCACACGUGGACUGAGAAUUACCCUUGUACUCACAGAUUUGAAGUACCAGAGGAAGGGACUGUGCUCCUUACAUUUGAUGACAAGGCUGGGAAGAACCUAGGAAACGCCAAGCCGAGUAUCUGUCUCUGUCAGGGGGCAGCCAUUUCAUCCAGCUUGAUUCAGCUCCUAGGAUCUAUGUUCCUUUUCUUACCUGGCCAAGCCUGAGGUGUCUGUUUCCUCUAGGCUGGUCAGUGAAGUUGUGAAACCAGGCGCUUAAGCACCCAUUGUGGCCUGAAGAGGGGCAGCUCGCCUCUCUUCACUUCCUUUUUAUUAUUCACUAUGCAAGGCAUCCUGCGCCCAUUGGCUGGGCUGUGUCUGAAGCCCUUCCGUCCAGCGCCAGCACCCAGGUCCACGUGCGGCCGUGUGUGUGACACAGCCCUGACCUCAGUGGGGGCCUGUAGCCAAUCAGGCGCCGGGACGAGAUCCCCAGCCAAUUGGGGGCGGGGCCUGUGGCUCAGCGGGCAGGAGGCCAAUGAGGGGCAGUGCCUGGCAUUAUGCAACCCGCCUCCCCGCCUCACGGAGCUCCUACUCGGUUACGGGCUGGAACGGCAGCAGGCAGGCGGCUGGAGGCGCUCGAACAGCACCAGGUACUCGCUGUAAUCGCACUUUUCAACUUUCAGCGACAAAGCCUCCAUUUUACUCUCAACCAGGCCUCAAGGCCCCCUUGUGCAUCCGUGGUGGCCUCACCACCCUCCCUGUUCUCCUCGUGCCCUCCUCCCCAUGGCCCAGUUAUGAGUGGUCCCCUGGAAGGGGCUGAUGGGGGAGGAAACCCUAGGCCCGAAGAAUCUUUUUGUUCUGGAGGAGCCCCGUCCCCUGGACCCCCACAGCAUCGGCCUUGCCCGGGCCCCAGCCUGGCUGAUGAUACCGAUGCCAACAGCAAUGGCUCAAGCGGCAACGAGUCCAAUGGACAUGAGUCCAGGGGUGCAUCUCAAAGGAGCUCGCAUAGCUCCUCCUCUGGCAAUGGCAAGGACUCAGCCCUGUUGGAGACCACUGAGAGCAGCAAGAGCACAAACUCUCAGAGCCCAUCCCCACCCAGCAGUUCCAUUGCCUAUAGCCUGCUGAGUGCCAGCUCCGAGCAAGAUAACCCAUCUACCAGUGGCUGCAGCAGUGAACAGUCAGCCAGAGCAAGAACCCAGAAGGAACUCAUGACUGCCCUUCGGGAGCUCAAGCUUAGACUACCACCUGAGCGUCGGGGCAAGGGCCGCUCUGGGACUCUGGCCACUCUACAGUAUGCACUGGCCUGUGUCAAGCAAGUGCAGGCUAACCAGGAGUACUACCAGCAGUGGAGCCUGGAGGAAGGUGAGCCUUGUGCCAUGGACAUGUCUACCUACACGUUGGAGGAGCUGGAGCACAUCACAUCUGAAUACACGCUUCGCAACCAGGAUACCUUCUCUGUGGCUGUCUCCUUCCUGACUGGCCGAAUCGUCUACAUUUCAGAGCAGGCAGGUGUCCUGCUGCGUUGCAAGCGGGAUGUUUUCCGAGGUGCCCGCUUCUCAGAGCUCUUGGCUCCCCAGGAUGUGGGUGUCUUCUAUGGCUCCACUGCCCCAUCUCGUCUGCCCACCUGGGGUCCUGGGGCCUCUGCAGGUUCAGGUCUCAAGGACUUUACCCAGGAGAAGUCUGUCUUCUGCCGUAUCAGGGGUGGUCCUGAUCGGGAUCCAGGGCCUCGGUAUCAGCCAUUCCGCCUAACUCCAUAUGUGACCAAGAUUCGGGUCUCAGAUGGGGCCCCUGCGCAGCCAUGCUGCCUGCUCAUUGCAGAGCGUAUUCACUCGGGUUAUGAAGCUCCUCGGAUCCCGCCUGAUAAGAGGAUCUUCACUACCAGGCACACACCUAGCUGCCUCUUCCAGGACGUGGAUGAAAGGGCUGCCCCACUGCUGGGCUACCUGCCCCAGGACCUCCUGGGGGCCCCAGUGCUCCUGUUCCUCCAUCCUGAGGACCGACCUCUCAUGCUGGCCAUCCACAAGAAGAUCCUGCAGCUGGCUGGGCAGCCCUUUGACCACUCCCCUAUUCGCUUCUGUGCCCGCAAUGGAGAAUAUGUCACCAUGGACACCAGCUGGGCAGGCUUUGUGCAUCCUUGGAGCCGUAAGGUGGCUUUUGUAUUGGGCCGCCACAAAGUUCGCACUGCCCCCCUGAAUGAAGAUGUGUUCACUCCCCCGGCCCCGAGCCCAGCUCUAUCCCUGGACUCUGAUAUCCAGGAGCUCUCAGAGCAGAUCCAUCGUCUGCUAUUGCAGCCUGUUCACAGCUCCAGCCCCACAGGGCUGUGUGGAGUUGGCCCUAUGACAUCCCCAGGCCCUCUCCACAGCCCUGGCUCCUCCAGUGAUAGCAAUGGAGGGGAUGCCGAGGGGCCUGGACCUCCUGCUCCAGUAACUUUUCAGCAAAUCUGUAAGGAUGUCCAUCUGGUGAAACAUCAGGGACAGCAGCUCUUCAUUGAGUCCCGGGCCCGGCCUCCACCCCGGCCUCGUCUCCCUGCUACAAACAUAUUCAAGGCCAAGGCCCUUCCAAGCCAGUCUCCUGACCCAGAGCUGGAAACAGCCCCUGCUCCCAUCCAGUCCUCACUAGCCUUAGCCCCUGAGGAGGCCGAGAGGAAAGAAGCCUCCAGCUGUUCUUACCAGCAAAUAAAUUGUCUGGACAGCAUCCUCAGGUACCUGGAAAGCUGCAACAUCCCCAGCACGACCAAGCGUAAAUGUGCCUCUUCUUCCUCCUACACCGCCUCCUCAGCCUCUGACGAUGACAAGCAGAGGACAGGUCCAGUCCCUGUGGGGGCCAAGAAAGAUCCUUCGUCGGCAGUGCUGUCUGGGGAGGGGGCCACUCCUCGGAAGGAGCCAGUGGUGGGAGGCACCCUGAGCCCGCUCACCCUGGCCAAUAAGGCGGAGAGCGUGGUGUCCGUCACCAGUCAGUGUAGCUUCAGCUCCACCAUCGUGCAUGUAGGAGACAAGAAGCCCCCGGAGUCGGAUAUUGUUAUGAUGGAAGAACUGCCUAGUCUAGCCCCAGGACCAGCCCCCAGCCCAGCCCCCAGCCCCACUGUCAUCCCCGACCCAGCUCCAGAUGCCUACCGCCCGGUGGGCCUGACGAAGGCUGUACUGUCCCUGCACACACAGAAGGAGGAACAAGCCUUUCUUAGCCGGUUCCGAGACCUCAGCAGGCUUCGUGGACUCGACAGCUCUUCUGCAGCCCCCUCAGCCCCUGGGGAGCGAGGCUGCCACCAUGGCCCCGCACCCCUUGGCCGCCGACACCACUGCCGAUCCAAAGCCAAGCGCUCACGCCACCAUCAGACCCCCCGGGCUGAAGCCCCUUGCUAUGUCUCCCACCCCUCAUCUGUGCCCCCUUCUGGCCCCUGGCCCCCUCCACCAGCCACUACUCCCUUCCCAGCAGUGGUCCAGCCCUACCCUCUGCCAGUGUUCUCUCCUCGAGGAGGCUCUCAAUCUCUCCCAGUCCCCACCCCUGUAUCCCCGACUGCUUUCCCUUCCCCACUCGUGACCCCAGUGGUAGCCUUGGUACUCCCGAACUACCUAUUCCCGACCCCAUCUGGCUAUCCCUGUGGGGUACCCCAGGUCCCUGCUGAGGGGCCCCCUACUCCUGCCUCCCACUCACCCUCCCCAUCGCUGCCCCCACUACCCCCCAGUCCCAUGCACCGCCCAGAUUCCCCACUGUUCAAUUCAAGAUGCAGCUCCCCACUCCAGCUCAACUUGCUGCAGCUUGAGGAGCCCCCCCGUAUGGAGGGGGCUGCUGCUGCAGGGGCCCCUGGGAGCAGUGCUGGGCCCCCGCCUCCCAGUGAGGAGGCCGCUGAGCCAGAGGCCAGACUGGUGGAGGUAACUGAGUCCUCCAAUCAGGAUGCGCUCUCUGGCUCCAGUGAUCUGCUGGAGCUGCUGCUGCAAGAGGACUCCAGAUCUGGCACAGGCUCCGCAGCCUCAGGCUCUCUGGGCUCCGGCUUGGGCUCCGGGUCUGGUUCUGGCUCCCAUGAAGGGGGCAGUACCUCAGCCAGCAUCACUCGCAGCAGUCAAAGCAGCCAUACAAGCAAGUACUUCGGCAGCAUUGACUCUUCGGAGGCUGAGGCUGGCGCUGCUCAGGCCAGGGCUGAGCCUGGAGACCAAGUCAUUAAGUAUGUGCUCCAGGAUCCCAUCUGGCUGCUCAUGGCCAAUGCUGACCAGCAUGUCAUGAUGACCUACCAGGUGCCCUCCAGGGACAUGGCCUCUGUGCUGAAGCAGGACCGGGAGCGGCUUCGGGCCAUGCAGAAACAACAGCCUCGGUUCUCAGAGGACCAGCGGCGCGAACUGGGUGCCGUGCAUUCCUGGGUUCGGAAAGGCCAGCUGCCUCGAGCUCUUGAUGUGAUGGCCUGUGUGGACUGUGGUAGCAGCACCCAAGACCCUGGGCACUCUGGCGAACCACUCUUCUCUGAGCUUGAUGGACUGGGGCUGGAGCCCAUGGAGGAGGGUGGAGGCGAGGGGGGUAAUGGGGGUGGGGGUGGGGGUGGUGAGGGUGAGGGCAUCGAGGAGACUCAGGCCCAAGUUGAGGCCAAGGUCUCAAGUUCUCAGGACUCUGCCAUGGAGGAAGAAGAACAAGGUGGGAACUCAUUCAGUCCAGCCUUACCUGCUACAGAAAAUGGUACCAGCUAGACUCCAUUUGGGGCCACUUGCAGCAGUCCAUGAGAGGCUUCCUUCUCCCUUGUUGCAAUUCCUAGAACUCAGAUGUGGCUGGACCAACCAAUAGAAAACCUUCCCGGCUUCUCCCACUGUAGGGGGCAGGACCCCCAUCACCAGCCCAGGAUCCAGGGGCUACCUCCAGCUCCUUAGGGAACAGAAGGUGGAAGUUUUUAGUCCAGCCUAGAGGUCCACCCUGGAAGGUGACAUCAUUCGCUGGAUGAGAUUGCUAACAAGCUGCUGAAGUGGUCUCUCCAAAUCCCAGCUGAGCCUGAGUCCCAGUCUGAAAUUUGGGGCCGCACUUAUUUAUUGGGGAAGACAGCCCUCUCUCCUGCCUCUUCAGAUGGGAGUGGGGGAGCCUGGGGCCCAAGCAGGACCCAGGGGUUUGAACCCCUCGCUGCUCCAGGGUGGAGGAAGUUGGUGGACCAUGGAGUCCCUGGUGCUGCCCCUCAGGUGGGACCCAGGUGUUCUCAGCUCUACCCUCUACCAAUGGCAUUUGUGUUUUUGAUAUUGUGUCUUAUUUUUUAAUACAAAAC